GCGGCCCGCGCAGCCCGCACUCGCCGCGGCGCCUCGGAGUUUGAGCCCCGCGCGGCCGGAGCGCAGGCACGCCCGGGGCGCGGGGUCGGAGCGUGCAGCGCGGCGCCGCCCCCCGGCCCUCGGCCCCCAAGCCCGGGCGCCCCCGGAGCGGCGCGCGGAGGGAGGAGGGCGGGCGGGCGCGGCGGGCCGGGCCGGCGGGCGGCGGACUAUGAGGCGCCCACCAUGGUGCGAUGCGACCGCGGGCUGCAGAUGCUGCUGACCACGGCCGGAGCCUUCGCCGCCUUCUCACUCAUGGCCAUCGCCAUCGGCACCGACUACUGGCUCUACUCCAGCGCGCACAUCUGCAACGGCACCAACCUGACCAUGGACGACGGGCCCCCGCCCCGCCGCGCCCGCGGCGACCUCACCCACUCGGGACUGUGGCGGGUGUGUUGCAUCGAAGGGAUCUACAAAGGGCACUGCUUCCGGAUCAAUCACUUCCCCGAGGACAAUGAUUACGACCAUGACAGCUCCGAGUACCUCCUUCGCAUUGUGCGAGCCUCCAGCGUGUUCCCCAUCCUCAGCACCAUCCUGCUCCUGCUGGGAGGACUCUGCAUCGGCGCUGGCAGGAUCUACAGCCGCAGGAACAACAUCGUGCUCAGUGCUGGCAUCCUCUUUGUGGCUGCAGGCCUCAGCAACAUCAUAGGCAUCAUCGUCUACAUUUCCAGCAACACAGGCGACCCCAGUGACAAGCGGGACGAAGACAGGAAGAACCACUACAACUACGGCUGGUCCUUCUACUUCGGGGCCCUGUCCUUCAUUGUGGCCGAAACCGUGGGCGUCCUGGCUGUAAACAUUUACAUUGAGAAAAAUAAAGAGCUGAGGUUUAAGACCAAACGGGAAUUCCUCAAGGCCUCUUCCUCGUCCCCUUAUGCCAGGAUGCCGAGCUACCGGUACCGGCGACGGCGCUCCAGGUCCAGCUCCAGGUCCACCGAGGCCUCGCCCUCCAGGGACGCAUCUCCCGUGGGCCUCAAGAUCGCCGGGGCCAUCCCCAUGGGCGAGCUGUCCAUGUACACACUGUCCAGGGAGCCCCUCAAGGUGACCACGGCGGCCAGCUACAGCCCCGACCAGGACGCCGGCUUCCUCCAGGUGCACGACUUCUUCGAGCAGGACCUGAAGGAGGGCUUCCACGUCAGCAUGCUGAGCCGGCGGACCACCCCCGUGUGAGCGGCCCACCCCUCCUCUCCUCUCAGCACCGGCCUC
This is a messenger RNA of Marmota flaviventris (yellow-bellied marmot), 1242 nucleotides long. It is a transcript of the gene Cacng4, whose product is annotated as calcium voltage-gated channel auxiliary subunit gamma 4. Gene Ontology annotation, cellular component: postsynaptic density membrane; AMPA glutamate receptor complex; voltage-gated calcium channel complex. NCBI's taxonomy places the organism in Eukaryota, Metazoa, Chordata, Mammalia, Rodentia, Sciuridae. Gene Ontology annotation, biological process: calcium ion transmembrane transport; regulation of AMPA receptor activity; transmission of nerve impulse. The record is from RefSeq and is a predicted model, not a curated record. Gene Ontology annotation, molecular function: voltage-gated calcium channel activity; channel regulator activity.